Messenger RNA from Uloborus diversus, 1350 nucleotides. RefSeq lists its product as uncharacterized. NCBI's taxonomy places the organism in Eukaryota, Metazoa, Arthropoda, Arachnida, Araneae, Uloboridae. The transcript is spliced from 2 exons. Gene Ontology annotation, biological process: proteolysis. Gene Ontology annotation, molecular function: aspartic-type endopeptidase activity. The coding region runs from base 1 to 1350 and encodes 449 amino acids. The record is from RefSeq and is a predicted model, not a curated record.
AUGUGCAACGAAAAUAAACACCAAGAGCGUGAUAAAUUGAAAACAGACGUGCUGAAAGAGAAUGACGGUCAAAAUGCUAUGAAUGACACAGUACUAAGUAACCGCACUUGUAGUCCGAACAUUCUGUUACAGACUUUGUACGUCAGAUUGCGAGGCAAUCAGGGAGGGAAAAUCGUGAGAUGUCUUAUUGAUUCUGGCUCCCAACGGUCAUAUCUGAGUAAACGAGUCGCUGAAGAAAUGCAGUACGAUCGUCUUAAAGAAGAGAAAGUUAUACAUAAUUUGUUUGGUGGUAAAGAACACAUAGAAAAACAUUACCGACACAGAGUAUUAGUCAGCAGUAUUAACAAAGAAUAUCACUGCAAUUUUGAGGUACUUGACCAAGAAAAAAUAUGUUCUAAAAUACCAACUUUGAAGUUAGAUCCAUGUGCGCAAGAAUUGAAUGAAAGAAAUAUAAUUUUGACAGAUCAAUUGAUUCCAAAAGAAACAGAAUCUAAAGACAUAGAUUUAUUAAUUGGAGCUGAUGUAGCAGGUAAGCUUCUCACUGGAAAAGUCAUAGUUCUGCCAUGUGGACUCGUAGCGGUCGGAACACAUCUUGGCUGGACCUUGAUGGGGAAAAUGCCAUUUGACGAUCAUGAUGACAAUUCUGCAAUGGUGGUAACGAAUUUAUUUAUGAAAGAUUUUACCAUUACAGAAAUGUGGAACCUUGAUGACGGUAUGAAGUGGCAUUACCGUGGGGCCGAAGAUCGUCUACCAUUACCUACAAAUAAAGAAUUAGCGCUUAAACGCCUGGAGACAACAACACGGAAACUUUGCUCUCAAAAUUUAAUUAAUCGAUAUGAUGAAGUUUUCAAAAAUUGGGAAGAUUCAGGCAUAAUCGAGGAAGUGAAACAAAGCGAAAAUAUUGAUAGCGGACACUACUUGCCCCACAGACCAGUGAUUAAAGAAAGCAGUUCUACUCCCGUACGGCCUGUGUUUGAUGCGUCUGCAAGAACUAAGUUUUCGCCGUCACUGAAUCAAUGUUUAGAAGCUGGACCCAAUUUAAUUGAAUUAAUCCCAUCACUUUUGCUAAGAUUCAGAGAGAAUAAAUACGGUGUCGUUGCAGACAUAGAAAAAGCUUUUUUACAGAUUAGCAUUAGGCCACCAGAUAGAGAAUAUCUUAAAUUUUUCUGGUGGAAGAACAUAGAUACAAAGGAACUGAAAAUAUUUCAGCACACCAAAGUUGUGUUCGGAGUAAAUGGUAGUUCAUUUUUAUUGGGUUCAGUUUUGGAUUAUCAUUUUCAAAAUUGCGUGAAAAAUACAGAACACGAUCAGAAAGUUGUAGAAAAACUGAAACAGUUUUUACGUAGAUAA